Pogonomyrmex barbatus (red harvester ant) is the source of this 1903-nucleotide messenger RNA. RefSeq lists its product as uncharacterized. Lineage: Eukaryota; Metazoa; Arthropoda; Insecta; Hymenoptera; Formicidae. Gene Ontology annotation, molecular function: ubiquitin protein ligase activity. Gene Ontology annotation, cellular component: cytoplasm. The record is from RefSeq and is a predicted model, not a curated record.
CAGAAUCUAAUUUUCUCUCUGUAAUUACAUGUAUUGAAAUGUAAUUACGUGCCUGUACAGCUGACGAAUCAGAUUCAAUUUCAAGCGUCUAUCAGUUUUUUUCAUCGUAUGAUUGUGGCGAUCCUGAGUGACGUAUAUAUACAUAUGUCGAAGAAACGGUAAAACGGGGAAUUCCGCCGACGUUAGGAGCGGGAGUGAUUAGGUUUUGUUGCGAGUACAUUGUUGGUGUUUUCAAAAUAUUCGCCGUUCUGAGCUCGUAUUUCGCACUUAAAAUACACGCAAUCACGAUGGAGGAGAUUCGGGUCAUGUGGUGUGAUACACUAGAGGAAUUGCUCCAAUGUCCCGUAUGCCUAGAAGCAUCACAGGGUGUGAAGGUUCAAUGCACAAAUGGGCAUCAUAUAUGUAAUUUAUGCAGGACACAAUUACAGAUGUGUCCUAUAUGCAAAUCUUCUUUUCUGCCAACCAGAAAUUUGGCAGUGGAACAAAUUUCUGCCAAAUUAUCUGAUAUAAAGUUAUCUCUGCUGCAUCCAUAUCAUGCACUGAAUAGACGAAUUCUACACAACAAGAUUUGUGUAGCUACUCAAACCGAGGAUGUUUGCAUGCCUUCUACUGCCUGUCAAACUGAAUCUGUAAAUCAAAUUAAACCGAUUACUACUAAAAACGAACAAAAGUUGACACUAAAUUUGGCGCCUAGAGUAGGAAAAGGAUCAUACCCUUGUCGUAUUGGAUCUUGCACAUUGGAAUUAGUACAUGGAAGAAUGAUUGGUCAUUUAAGAUAUUAUCAUAAAGAUGUAUUUUAUGAGUUCACCACAAAAGAUAAUAUAUUUAAAAAAAAGUGGAAUCUGGAAUAUAUCAUAAAUCGAGAUUACGAUUUUGCUUUUCAUAUCAAAGAAAUGGGUUUAUUUUUUUUAAACAUCUCCAUAAAUCAAAUUGGUGAUCUAAUGGCUUCUUUACAACUUGUUAAUUGCAUUGCUGUAUGCAAACAGUUCAUGUAUACAUUUGAAGCAAUUGGGACAAUUAAUGCUCAUUAUUCUGGUCAGGUGAAAUCAUGCAGAGCAGCAAGUAAAUUUCUUUUAAAUGAAUAUUUGCACAUACGUGAGAAUAACAUGCGUCGUAUAAUUGACAACAAAAAUUACUUUAACUGUAAUCUAAUAAUAAGGCGUAGAAUUGAUUACAGAACAAUCUCUACUCAGAAUAAUCCAAUGCAUAUUUCUGACGAUAUGGCUGAUUAAAAUAAACAUAAUUUUUUAUUUUAUAUAAAAAAAGAAUCAAUUACUGAAUUUGUAAACAAAUAAUAGUAAAAUAGGUGUUUUCUUGACAUUUUUUACGUAAAAUAAUGUUUCUGUAAAACUGAUUGAAACUUUUUUAAUUAUUGAAUGUAAAACAACAUUUUAAUUAUUUAAUUAUGCUACUAAUUGUAAUGUUUAAACAAUUUGUAUUCAUUGAAAUGAGAACAUUUAGAUCAUUUUUCUUUUAAGCUUAUGUCUCUCAGUACUGCCUAAUUGAUAAACUGAAGAGGAAAUUGAAGAUUUUGUUACGGAUUGCAGAUAUAAAUGCAAUCAGGUAAAGAUAGUGUAAUAAUUUUUUACCAAUGUUUAUAUUUUAAUAUUUCAUUACAAUCGCUGUUAGGCAGUCCUGUUUUAAAAAGAUAGGAAGGGAAAAAAAGUAUUGUGUAUUUUUUGCUUGGAACACUUCCUAUAUAUUCUUUCAGUAAAAUUAAUAUCAGAAGUCUUGAUGUGGAAUGAGACAAUUUUAAGAACUUUUUAGCGACGAAACGAAGGAAAACUUCGUGAUACGUAUGUAUUAUAAUCACGACAUAUGUGAUAUAACUUACAUAUAAUAUUACGGACAGAAAAGUUGUUAAUGUACUUCUAUAUAUGAAAUAAAGUUAUUAUGUUAAAAA